Molecule: messenger RNA, 917 nt
Organism: Nannochloropsis gaditana CCMP526
Product: mitochondrial 28s ribosomal s29-like protein
Exons: 1
Cellular component (GO): mitochondrial small ribosomal subunit
Molecular function (GO): structural constituent of ribosome
Source: RefSeq, a predicted model, not a curated record
GUCCGGUCCAUCUUUCUCCUGUCGGGCCCCAGGGGCUCGGGGAAGACCGCGACCUUGUACCAUGCCGUCCAUUACGCACGGCGGUCUGGUUGGGUGGUGUUUUUCGUCCCGUCGGCCUUCGAAUACCUUCACGAAGGGGGCUUGAUCCGUCCUUCCCCUUUCUAUCGGGGCUACUUCGACACCCCCGACUUGGCGCAAACGACCUUGCGGCAACUCGGCGAAGCGCACGGACAUCAAUUUGCCUCCCUGCCGUACACCGCGCCUCGGGGUUUGGAAAGCUUGGAGUUGUCGGGCGAGUACACCUGCUGGGACCUGAUGGCUUUGGGGUUGAGUCAGCGGAAAUGGGCCACCACCUGCCUGCUCGAGUUGAAACGGGCCUUGGAGAACCAGGACGCGUACCCGGUGCUCUUCGCGGUGGACGAGGUCUCGGAAUGGUUCUACCCUUCCUCGUAUUUCUACGCGCGGAAAAAAAUCGAGGCUUCCCGCUUGGCAGUGGUGGCCUCCCUCCGAGGCCUCCUCCCCUUCCCUCCCUCCGGCCCAGGGUACGGGAAACAUCACCAACGUUUUGCUUUCUUGGCGGCAUAUUCCCAUCGGUACCCGCGGCGUUCCUACAAAAAAGCCAGCAAGGGAGCCGAAGGACGAAAACGACGCGGAGACCUUCCCCCUUAUCCCCUCCCCCGCUUCCUCGCACCCUACGACGUGCCCCUACCCCCUACCUAUUCCCCCACUGAAUUCCAAGUUUUGUACAACUUUGUCGCCGAUCAGGGGCUCUGGGGACCUCAACCGUCCUUCACCAGCGCCGCCCUGCGACAGGCUCGGAUGAUCUCGGCGGGACAUCCGGGUACCUUUGCGAAGGACGCGGUGGUUUUGGAACGUCGACUGUUUGCUCCGCAAAACCGGGUGGGGAAAGCCUCGGC